AUGCAGAUGGGUCUUGGACAAACACAGUUGCCGGCCCUAAAGCUGGCAUUCGCGCUUCAUAUUGAGCUCACAACUACGCUCUGUGCGUGGCGUCUUGCAGGGUCAACUGAGGACACCUCCCGCAUGUUCGGUGUGCGUGUUGUCACAUACCAUUACGGUAAGCUGGUGGGGCACCCGGUUCUACGCGCCUCCUGCGCUGGGUCUCUAGGUGAGCGCUUCACGCAGAGGAUUCAUGGUCCAGUCUUCUCGAGCCUCUCCUUUUCUCUUUUCCUGAGUUGCCUUGGCUCAUGUUUUCCUGGGGUCCAUACAGUGUGGCAGACGGGGCAAGGCCAGGGGAGGGAGGAGCUGCACGACUUUGAACGCAAGCGGAGGAGCGGGGACUUGAGGUGCUGGAGUCUGGAGCUGGAGGUCCACCGGAUGCAGAAGAAGAACGAGAAGCUGGUCUCAAAGGUCCUGAAGUGUAGACUGCCCAAGAUGAAGAAAGAUCUCGCCCUUGUGUUCUGCCCCACAGUGCUGUUGUAUUUAUCUCCCAAGUCAUUCACACUGGGACGAGUUUGA
Messenger RNA from Knipowitschia caucasica, 558 nucleotides. Lineage: Eukaryota; Metazoa; Chordata; Actinopteri; Gobiiformes; Gobiidae. The record is from the annotation of a GenBank genome assembly.